UUAAAAAUUGCGGGGGAAAUGGCAAAACAAGGAGUCGAAGGAAGCGAUAUGGGAGCGGAAUACUUACUUUCGGAGUUUGCCUCGUUGAGAAAGCGGCUGUCAGAGACGGAAAGAAAGCUAAAGAGGGAGGAAACGACACACAGUUCACCAGAGAAAGGUCCCGGCCUUUCACUCUCAGACCUAACACCAUCCUCUCACCACGAGAGACAGAGCGAAUGGAGAGAAUCAACCAGUAGACGUGGGAUAUUUCUAGGACAACCAGUUGGUAAUGAUGGAGAGCCAAUGAGACGUAAACUUGCGCUGUUAAGGCAGGAAAACUGCCAGCUAUUCAGUCAGAAUCACAGUCUCUUGAGUGAACUGGAGGACACGAGCUAUCAGCUGGUACAGAGUCAGAACAGAUUGAGUGAAAUGAGCGAGCAUCAGCCAGCGUUGAGAGAACACCUCGUGCAUCUCGAGAGUCAAAUCACGACGAAAGAGAGAGAAAUCAAAGCAUUAGAGAGAAGGUUAGAUGAUAGCCAGACCGACAUUGAAACAAAACAGAGUGAAAUAGAUCAACUAAAUGCUCAGUUCUUGGGUGUUGAUGGAGAGAGACAAACACUGUUGUUUCAACUGCAAGCUCUCAAGUCAGAAAGCAGUGAGAAGGAGGGUGCUUUAGAGGCAUGUAAGUUGAACUUGAGUGAAAGCGAGAAUAAAUUUGAGAGAGAGAGGUUAAAGUUGAUAGACGAAAUGGAGAUAUUGAGGAAGCAACUUGAAGGGAAGGAAGAGUGUGAGGUGGCAUUGAGAGAGAAACAGUCUCAUGUGAAUGACUUAGAAGAAGAGUGUAGACGUUUGCAAAUGUCAUAUCAGUCUGAGAGAGAACAUUGUGACAGUAUUUGUGAACAGUUUUCUCAUCUUGAAGUAACCAUAUCUCAUCAGAGUGAAAGAUUGUCUGAGCUAGAAAGUGAAAGAAAGAACGUUUAUGAUGAGAACAAGAGAUUAAAGGACACGAUACUUCGACAGAGUGAGAAACUUUCUCAAUGCGAAAGAGAAAUAGAACAAAGCAAACGAGACUUGCAUCAGUUGACCCACAAAGUGACAAUGAACACAAGUAUGCAUACGACAGGAUACCACAGUCUACAGAGUCUCCACAACAGUCUAGACAGCACAAAGUGUAACAGAGAAAUGAGACAGGAAAUAAGCAAGAGAGAAAAGGUGAUUGCAGAGAUGGAAGACAAAUUGAGAGCUGCUCAUCGAUUGGUCAGUGAAAAAUCAUCUUUGUGUGCAAGACAAGAAGGGCAGAUGGUUCAGUUGGAGAGACAGUUAGAGAAAGCUACGGGAGACGGCAAAGACAGCAGAAUUGGCAAGUUGAAACUUCUUCAUGCAGAACAAUGUAAGGAGUUGGAAAGUCAGAUAGAUGACCUGGAAAGCAGGCUGAAGGCACAAAAUCAAGAAACAACUAUACAGGAAACUCAGAUUAGAACACUAGAGAGAGAAAGAGAGGAGCAGAGACACGAGGUGGUCAAUCUGAGAGAGAUAGUCAGUGACCUAGAACAGAGAGCUCAGACUUUGGAUGAGGUAGCUGCAAAGAGAGACGCAAGAGUGCAACUGUUAGAGAAGGAGGUAAAGGAAGGUAGUGAGAUGAUAGAGAGAUUGCAGGAGAGUUUUGGAGAAUACAAACAGGAAGUGGAACUCAAGCUAUCCGAAUGUGGAGAAGAAGUGAUGGAGAAAACACAUAAAGUGAAAGAACUCGAGCAAAGGAUAAGACAAGAGCGAAGCCUGAUGAGACAGAAAACACGACAAGUUGGUGAAUUAGAAGAAAGGCUAACAGAGAGACAGAGAAUGCUGGAAGAGAGCAGCAAACGAGUCGGCGAGCUAGAGGAGAAGCAGAACGAGUGGCAGAGACAAGUUGCUGUUCUAGAGCAAGAAGUAGCACAGAACAGAGAGGCAAAGAACGAAAUAGAGCGCAGACUGGAAACACUGAAGAAUCACUCUACGGGCGAAAUAGAAAGAUUGGUGAGAGAAAGAGACACCAACAGAGAGAGGAGAGUCGAAAGUGAGAGGCGAGAGGCAGAGGAGAGGAGAGAAAGAGAGAAAGCAGAGCGAGGAUUGGAAAGAAAGACAAGAGACUACGAAGUCGAGAGAAACAGACUCAUCGAGUUGACGAAAGAACUUGAGCAUGAAAAGACAGGGAGGAGAGUGAGUGAAGAGACCAUGAAGAGACUCAACAAAGAACUAAGUGAUAGAGACAGCAGAGCAGCUGAAAUUGAAGUCGACAUCGAGAGACAACGAGCUGACAUGGUGGAGAAAGACAGACUAAUAGAAGAGCUCAAUCAAGCUCUUGUUAGUCUACAGAAAGAGGUCACACAGAGAACAGAACAGGUCAAGCAGUUGGACCAGUUUAUGAGGCAAUUCAAGGCAGACAAGGAGCAGAAAGUGAGUCAAAUGGAACGCCAACUCGCAGCCAGUAAAGCGAGCAGUGCAGCUAAACAAGCAAAGGUCAAUGAGUUGGAGACAGUUGCAAGCCAACUGAGAGAUGCAGUCAAACAAAGGGAAGGAGCCGUGGAGGAAGGUUCAAAAAUGAGAGAAGAAAUGAGGGGGAAACUCCACGAACUAAACAGAGCAAAAUUGGAAGCAGAAAAGUUGAGUGUUGAACUGCGGGAAGAGGCAGGGAGACUGAGACGAGAAAUGGGUGAGACGAGUCAGGAGCUUCGUGUGAGUCGAGAGAGACAACACAAAGUGGAGCUCGAGAAGGCAGACGUGGAACGAAUGGUGAAACAGUUACAAGCGGCAAACAACAGGCAACUGGAUGAGACGGAGACGAUGAGGAGAGAAAUGAUGACAACGAGAGAGACGGUGGAGAAGAAGGAGAAAGAACUGAGAACGACGAGAAGUCGAGAGAAAGACACAGCAAGACAACAAGCGAGCGAGUUACGAGCCAUACAGCAACAGCUGGACGUCAUCCAGCAGCAACACAAGGACGAAAUCCAUCGACUCGAAGAGAGUCAUGCAAGAGUCAUCGCAGCCAAAGAACAACAAGCUGCAAGUCACCGCAUGCUCAUCCAGCAGAUCGAAGAAGAACGAGCAGCCGAAAGCGAGGAGUUUAGACGAUGCAAAGAUCAAGCUGUUAGUCUCUCAACCGACAUGCUCUCUCAACAGGAAUACGUGGAGAGAGCUAAGCAGGAUGCGAUCCUCAAGGAAGCAGAGAUAACUCGACUAUCUACACGACUGGCAAUGUUCGAACGACAACAGCAACAAGCUGCAGUGAGAGAGUCGUUGAACAACUCGUCAAUGAGUCAAUCAUCAGAGUGCAGUGAUGCUCACACAGCGAUCCCUCUGUCUACAUCCUUAUCCUUUCCUUCGGCUUCGACCCAAUCUCUAAUUGGGAAGUAUACAUCACCGAAUGCGAGCACAAUACAUCAGGCAAUGUCGGUGGAGGAACAAUUGGAGAGAAGCCGUGCCUUGUUAGACUCACUUAGGCAGCAGGCAACAGACAAACAUGUACAAAACGACCACAAAUCAGUGGAUGCAUCGCCAAGUGUGGCUGCGACACCUAAAGACGUCAUUGAGGUUUAG
Corticium candelabrum is the source of this 3552-nucleotide messenger RNA. Its product is annotated as golgin subfamily A member 6-like protein 22. The coding region runs from base 19 to 3552 and encodes 1177 amino acids. The record is from RefSeq and is a predicted model, not a curated record. The transcript is spliced from 6 exons. NCBI's taxonomy places the organism in Eukaryota, Metazoa, Porifera, Homoscleromorpha, Homosclerophorida, Plakinidae.